Sinocyclocheilus grahami is the source of this 1696-nucleotide messenger RNA. Its product is annotated as alpha-1-syntrophin-like. Lineage: Eukaryota; Metazoa; Chordata; Actinopteri; Cypriniformes; Cyprinidae. The transcript has 8 exons. The record is from RefSeq and is a predicted model, not a curated record. Gene Ontology annotation, cellular component: neuromuscular junction; dystrophin-associated glycoprotein complex; sarcolemma. Bases 77 to 1324 code for a protein of 415 amino acids. Gene Ontology annotation, molecular function: structural molecule activity; protein binding.
AGGAGGAGGAGGGGAUAAGUUGAGCUGGGACUCCGCUCCUCCGCUCCUCCGCUGGUAUCCCAGGAAUGUGUUGAUCAUGGCGGCCGCAGUGAAGCCCUUGAAGAGCGGACUGCUGGAGCUCCGCGUUACCGUGCACCACUGGAUCCGUGUGCUCUCCGCUCUCAGCGAGGACUCGUUCACCGUGAGCCCCGGAGACGCCGCCGAUGAGCCCGCGGCCGGUGGGGCUGUUAACGGCGAUCCGGCGAACCUCAGCGCCUCUCCGGUACCGGACACCAUCACGAACGUCAAACGAACCGUCAGAGUCACCAAACAAGAAGUUGGAGGACUCGGAAUAAGUAUUAAAGGUGGUAAGGAGAAUAAGAUGCCCAUCCUGAUCUCAAAGAUCUUCAAAGGACUUGCGGCGGACCAGACGGAGGCUCUUUACGUGGGCGAUGCGAUUCUGUCCGUGAACAGCUACGACCUCAGAGAGGCCACUCAUGACGAGGCUGUUCAGGCCUUGAAGAAAACUGGCAAGGAGGUCAUUCUGGAAGUGAAGUAUAUUAAGGAGAUGUCGGCGUUUUUUAAGGGUGGAUCGAUGACGGGACCCCCGGUGCUCGAUUCUCCUCCAGCCAGCCCACAGAAACAGACGGACCCUGUGCUAAAAGAGACCCAGACCAUCCCACUCCGAAUGUGCCACGUGACACUCAAACAGUGCCCGCCGGACACAGAGGACAGUUUGGGGUCGGGCUCAGAGCGGCCGAUCCUGGCGGUGUUGACAGACAGAGAUCUGCUGCUGUACACAUCUCUACCCGACAGCAAAGAGACGCUCAACAGCCCAGACAAGACCUAUCCGUUAAUUACCACCAGGCUGGUUCACUCUGGCCCGGGCAAGACUUCAUCAGUGCACGACUCUGAGCUGACGUUCGGUCUGCGUUUGGGCACUAAGCAGGGAGUGGAGACGCAUCUGUUCAGAGUGGACACGGCUAAAGAUCUGUCCAGCUGGACGCACCUGCUGGUGGAGGGCUGCCACAGCGCCGCCGAGCUCGUGCAGGAGGUCACCACAGCGUGCAGCUGGAACGGGAAGUCGUGUAUGUUGAGCGUUCACAUAGACAAGGGCUUCUCUCUGUUCACGGAGGAGGCCGGCGUCAGGAGAACCGUCCUUCUCCAGCAGCCCUUCGAGCGUCUGCGCAUGUCUUCAGACGACGGCGUCCGCAUGAUGUUCCUGGACUUCGGAGGCCCAGAAGCCGAGAUUCAAUUGGACCUUCACUCCUGCCCUAAAAGCAUCGUCUUCAUCAUUCACUCUUUCCUGUCGGCCAAGGUCAAGCGACUAGGGCUGUUGGCAUGACGACGCCUCCUCAGGACAAACGCCAUGACGACGGAAGUGACCGGUGGACCACUGGACAUCAAGCCAAAUCUUCCCUCACAGACUGUCAGCCGUUCACUGAUGACUUCACCAUGUGUUCCUCGUAACGCUGACCUUUUAUUCGUUAUCAUUUUAUUGGUUUGUAUCUCAGAUAAACUUUAUGAAUGUAUAAAACAUAAUCACAUAAUCAUACGCUAUGAGAGCAGCAACAGAAACAAAGCAAGAGAUUAAACUCUGUUCCAGAACCUACAUAGGCAGCUGUCUACUAAGGGAGCGUCUAGACUGAACUGAUUUGAGACACUGGUGUUUGCUAAGAUAAUGCUGUAAUAGCAAGUGUAAAAAUAUGCAUAAAAU